This is a messenger RNA of Arabidopsis lyrata subsp. lyrata, 595 nucleotides long. RefSeq lists its product as uncharacterized. NCBI's taxonomy places the organism in Eukaryota, Viridiplantae, Streptophyta, Magnoliopsida, Brassicales, Brassicaceae. The transcript is spliced from 2 exons. The record is from RefSeq and is a predicted model, not a curated record.
AUGGCUUUUCCGUUGCCAUGUUCUUGCUGUCAACAUGGAUUUUCCGUUGCCAUGUUCUUGCCGUCGACAUGGCUUUUCUGGAGUCUUAAGAUUUGGUUAAAAGCUCGUUUCCUUUGCGAAUUUCGAUUGCCUUUUGCUGCUUUUAGAAAAUUUCAGAGAUUCACGUAGAUCAUCAAGGGUGGAUUAAUUCGAUCUAUUUCUUUUCCUAUCUUUUGGAUGAGAUGAGUAGAUUGGUUUGUCUUGUAACCCGUUAUUGUCAUCAUCGGUGAGGAAAAAAGAAGAUUCAUUGCUGGUUUUUGCUCCGGCGACGUUUCUGAUUCACCGGAUUUGGAAUCUCUUGCAUGCGGUGAAGGUUGUGGAAGCAACACGUGUCCUCAGCUUAUCCCAGUCGGUCUGACACGUUCUUGAGCUUAUUCUCUUCUUGGGCCUGGGCUUUUUUGAAAGUCAUCUGGACUGUCGUUUAUGUUUAUGUUUAUGUUUAUGUAAAAGUUAAAUGCUGUUAAUGACUAUCCAAAAUGGUUCAUCCAUUAUUGGAAGCUGCUGUACGAUGUCUUUGUCAAUAUAAAUAAAUACCAUCUUUGAGAAAAAAAAAAAA